Messenger RNA from Colletotrichum spaethianum, 243 nucleotides. RefSeq lists its product as uncharacterized. The coding region runs from base 1 to 243 and encodes 80 amino acids. The transcript has 3 exons. The record is from RefSeq and is a predicted model, not a curated record. Lineage: Eukaryota; Fungi; Ascomycota; Sordariomycetes; Glomerellales; Glomerellaceae.
AUGCCGACCCCAAGAACGAGAACCAAGGUGGUUUGGUACUGCCACAACUGCUCCAGCGGCCCCUUCAACUACAAGAUUGACGAGCACUGUCCCGUCUGCCAAAUGAGAAGAUGCCGCUAUUGCACGGUCCAGGAGAUCCAGACUGCCAUUCGUUCCUUGGCGGACCCGGGCCGGCGCGGCUCCUGGGCUAGCAUACAGCCCGCCCUUCGCACUGGCGAAGCAGCAACUGAGCACAGGAUGUGA